CACAACAAACUUGACCUUAGCGAUCUACUAUUACAAAUUGAAACUGGCUAAUUUAUCACGAGAUAUGUUGAACAAAGACAGGCGUAAAUCAAAAAUGAAUCAGCGAGCUAUCAUCGGUGAAUAAUACUUGAAAAUAGCUGUAGUUUUAUGGUGGAUUAAGAGUAUUAAAUAUAAAGGCGUGUUUUGCUCAGGAUAAAGAAUUUUUUUGACUUGAUUUUGUGGUCAUUUUAAUAUUUAUUAAAUAUUGGAGACGAUCAUGUCUACGUUGGCUUGUGUUCCAAAGUUUAAAACGAGCACGGAAGAUGAUCACGAAGAAACUGACAGAGUUAUAAAAUGUAAUGACACUAAUCAUACUGUUGAACAAGGUUAUGUGGAUAACUAUAUUUGUACUUCAAAAUACACUUUGAUAUCAUUUCUGCCAAAGAACUUAUUUGAGCAAUUUCAUCGUCUGGCUAAUAUCUAUUUUCUUUGUCAAAUAAUAAUAAUGUCCAUUCCAGAACUAACAGCAUUGAAACCUGAGUCAACAGCAGUACCCUUGUUCUUUGUCUUACUUGCAACUGCUGUGAAGGAUGGUUAUGAUGAUAUAAAACGUCACAUGAGUGACAAUGAGGUUAAUGGUCGCAAAACAAAUGUACUCCGUGAAGGUCAGUUGAGGGAGGAACAAUGGCUGUCUGUGCAAGUCGGUCAAGUACUGCGUUUAAACAACAAUGAUCAAGUACCUGCUGAUCUUUUAGUUUUGACCACAAGUGAGGACAGUGGUCUUUGUUAUAUCGAAACUGCUGAGUUAGAUGGGGAAACAAAUCUAAAAUGCAGACAACCUUUGGUUGAAACAGCUGAAAUGGGUGAUGACCAAAAGGAGUUGCAAGAAUUCAAUGGCGAGAUUAUUUGUGAAACACCAAACAACACUCUUGAUAAAUUCAGAGGUACCUUGUAUUGGGAGGGCGAAAAAUACAGCUUGGACAACGAAAAAAUUAUCCUACGUGGUUGCGUCCUACGAAAUACCCAGUGGAUAUAUGGUGUUGUAAUUUUUGCCGGAGCUGAUACGAAACUCAUGAUGAAUACAGGCCAAGCAAGGUUUAAAACGACAUCUUUGGAUCGUUUGCUCAACAAGCUUGUUGGAGGAAUCGCUGUGCUGCUUGCAACAAUAUGCGUCUUCUGUUCGAUUAUGUCCGCGUUUUGGGAAAGCGAAACUGGCCGGAAUUUUCAGAUAUAUUUGAAAUGGGAAUCCUUUUAUAAAGACUCGCCAGCUUUGAUCGGAGUAUUUCACUGGCCGGGAUAUAUUAUGGUGUUAAAUACGUUGAUACCCAUUUCUUUGUAUAUAAGUGUCGAAAUCAUUCGUUUGGGCCAAAGUUUAUUUAUUAAUUGGGACUCAGAGAUGUACUACAAACCCAAGUCUACACCAGCGAGAGCCAGAACCACGACUCUUACUGAAGAAUUAGGACAGAUCCAGUACAUAUUUUCGGAUAAAACUGGUACCCUCACUCAAAAUAUAAUGACAUUUAAACAAUGCUCCAUAGCUGGUACCUUAUAUGGUAAUUUGAAAGGUCCAGAAGUCAGUUUGCAAAGCGGCGCUUCCAUGAGAUCAAGAAAAUCUGUCGAUUUUUCUGGCAACCAACUUGCCGAUGACCAUUUUCAUUUCUACGAUCAAACGCUGGUGACUGAUAUUCAAGGCAACAGCAAGAAAACGCACGACUUUUUUCGACUCAUUGCGUUAUGUCAUUCGGUAAUCUCUGAAGAAGUUGACGGUGAUCUGGAAUAUCAAGCCCAGUCUCCCGACGAAGCUGCUCUUGUAACGGCUGCCCGAAAUUUUGGAUUUGUGUUCUUGAGAAGAUCUCCGACAACUGUGACCCUUGAAUGCUUAGGAAAAGAGGAAACGUGGGAAUUGCUGUGCAUUUUGGAUUUCGACAACGUGAGAAAGAGAAUGUCGGUGAUUGUGCGGCGUGAUAAUGAGAUAAAGUUGUACUGCAAAGGAGCAGAUACCAUUAUUUUCGAGAGGUUGGACCCGAGUUGCCAAGAACUCGUGGAGACAACAACGAAACAUCUGAAUACAUUUGCCAAGAGUGGUCUUCGCACAUUAGUUCUUGCCGAGAAGGAUAUUACCGAAGAAUAUUUCAAAGAUUGGAUGGGACGAUACCACGAAGCCAGUACGGCAGCGGAUGACCGGGAUGAAAAGAUUAACGAGACUUACGAGGAAAUUGAAACGAAUAUGAAGUUGAUAGGAGCGACAGCAAUUGAGGACAAACUUCAAGAUGGCGUCCCUGCUGCUAUCGCUAAUUUAGCAAAGGCGGACAUCAAAAUCUGGGUUUUAACCGGAGAUAAACAAGAAACGGCGAUCAACAUUGGCUACUCGUGUCAACUUUUGACAGAUGAAAUGGAGGAUCCGUUCAUCGUAGAUGGCGAGGACGAGAGUAGUGUUCGGGCCUCUAUACGGGAUUAUAUGAACAAAGUUCGUGGUUCGUCGAAAGCGAGUAGCUCCAUGGAGAACAGCAUCGCGAAUGACGAUGUUUCUGUGGGAAUAUUACCUUAUGCUAAUAAUGAUGCCUCGCUUAAUUCUGUUCUUGAUAAUAGCACGAGUAAAAGUGCGUCGAAUAGCUCGGAGUUUGCAUUGGUUAUCCGCGGUAAAAGUUUGGUGUUUGCCCUGGAUCCCUCGUUUGAAUUAGAAUUUUUAGAAUUAGCCACCCAUUGUAAGGCAGUCAUAUGUUGUCGAGUUACGCCGCUUCAGAAGGCACUAGUGGUGGAAUUAGUGAAACGAAACGUGAAGGCUGUCACGUUAGCCAUUGGAGAUGGCGCUAAUGACGUCAGCAUGAUAAAAUCGGCCCAUAUUGGUGUUGGUAUUAGUGGUCAAGAAGGAAUGCAAGCUGUUUUGGCGAGCGAUUAUUCCUUCGCACAGUUUAGGUUUCUUGAACGUUUGCUGUUAGUUCAUGGACGCUGGUCGUACAUGAGAAUGGCAAAAUUUUUAGGUUAUUUUUUCUACAAGAAUUUCGCUUUCACGCUUUGCCAGUUGUGGUUCGCCUUUUUUGUCGGCUUCUCGGCGCAGACUUUAUACGAUGCUUGGUUUAUAUCUUUCUAUAAUGUGUUCUUUACGUCAUUACCUGUUGUUAUCAUGGGCAUUUUUGAUCAGGAUGUUUCGGACAAAGUAUCUUUAAAAAAUCCCAAACUGUACGUACCUGGUCAGCAAAAUAUUCUCUUCAACAAGAAGAUAUUCCUCCUCAGUCUCCUGCGCGGCGCUGUCGUCUCUCUCGUGCUUUAUUUUGUCCCGUACGGUAUAUUCCAUGAUCACGUGAACAAUGAUGGCGAAGUGGAGUCGGGCCUGCAGUUCUUUGGCACAGUUGUAGCGGCGACACUCGUGAUCACAAUGAACCUCCAGGUGGCUCUAGAUAUGCAGUCCUGGACAGUCCUGAAUCAUAUAUCGGUUUGGGGAAGCAUUAUCGUUUAUUUUCUGUUCUACUUCGUCUUCUAUUCCGCGUUUGUUUUCGGCAUCGCGCCACAACAGUCGUACUACGGCGUACAAUACGCAGUUUAUAGCAGUGGAUCAUUUUGGCUUUGUGUCCUAUUGACACCUGCCAUCGCCAUUCUACCCGUUUUCGCAUACCGCUCGCUGGUUCUCGAACUUAAGCCGACGAUAUCCGACAGCGUACGGCGAAUGUGGAAAACGGGAAAAACUGUUAAUAAUCAGGUCAAAUUUCUUGGCAUGACUGCGAGGUCGAGCGGUAGAUCAGGCUCAAAGAGACUUGGGUACGCGUUCGCGCAGGAAGAGAGACUGAGUACUAAAAUUAAUGCUGGACGUCAAAAGCGGUUAAAAUUUAAAUCUAAAAGUAAACGGUAGUUGUAAAUAGUCCAUGUAUUUUCCGACGGCGUGAAUCAUCUAGAAGCGCCGGACCGUAUCGUUUCUCUUAUCCAUGAUUGUGUGAAAUCGUCUGAAAGGUGUAUCGCCGUGCCUUGGUGAUUGUGUUUAUUAUCGCAGUAGCCAAAACUCUCGAAUUGACACAUAUUGCACUAAUGCGGCUCCAUUCUUGCUCAAACUUCAACUUCAGUAAUUACCGAAUGAUUUUUCUAGGAAAAAAUAUAGCUUCUUAUAUUCACCAUAGUCAAUCAAAACCGUGUAACUAAGAUAUAUAAUAAUUGUAAUGCUUACAGUCAUAACAUACAUUGUAACAAGAAUACAUUUUUCUUUCUCUUGA
Messenger RNA from Dendronephthya gigantea, 4181 nucleotides. RefSeq names its product phospholipid-transporting ATPase ID-like. Gene Ontology annotation, cellular component: plasma membrane. The coding region runs from base 257 to 3826 and encodes 1189 amino acids. Gene Ontology annotation, biological process: Golgi organization; phospholipid translocation. The record is from RefSeq and is a predicted model, not a curated record. Lineage: Eukaryota; Metazoa; Cnidaria; Anthozoa; Malacalcyonacea; Nephtheidae. Gene Ontology annotation, molecular function: ATP hydrolysis activity; ATPase-coupled intramembrane lipid carrier activity; ATP binding. The transcript has 36 exons.